This is a messenger RNA of Marchantia polymorpha subsp. ruderalis, 1241 nucleotides long. The record is from the annotation of a GenBank genome assembly. NCBI's taxonomy places the organism in Eukaryota, Viridiplantae, Streptophyta, Marchantiopsida, Marchantiales, Marchantiaceae.
GUUUUAAAAGGUGGCAGGGGAUCGAUCGUGAAACAGGGGAUUCUCGUUCAUGGUCAGAACGGUAGUAGUUGCUGUCCUCAGAUCGUAGAGGAUUAGAGGGUUUCGCCUCCUUCAGUAUCUAUUGAGGCGCCUGUGCUCAUCGACUUUGAACGACUAGUACAAGCUUUCUAAAUACUGGACUCUCUAGCUAUGGAGGCGACGACGAAUCUGGCCACUGGAGCCAUCUGCGUCCAGAAUUCCAGCGCUCCUGAAGCCAUGAGGCUAUCUACCAUAGCCUUCUCGGCUCUAGUCCUGUACCAUGGAAUCAGCAGGUCUCGAAGGUAGAGAUAUAGUUGCAAUCUGUCAAUUACCUCAUCCUUCCGCUGCUCGCGGUUGUCAUAGUCGGAGAUGGUGGCCAGGUCGGCCAUUUUGACAAAAACAUUGAUGCUUUUGACACUGAGCCUCCUUGGCCAGCCGAUGACUUAUCCUUUACUCGAGAAGAAUGAAUCUCUUCAUCAAGUACUGCUGUACUUUUUUGAGGUCGAAAAGAACAUUGAACUUUGGUCAUGGUCAGCCACAGGGUUGACAAAUGAGCCCAGUACAUGGAUGUACGGCUCAUCGAGCUCAGCUUCGGAUGGUUGAUAAUUCGAGCGGACUCUGAACAUACUCGUUCAAAAAAAAACUCCACGAUCGGAACUGGAAUCAUCGUGCUCGCUCCUCUGAAUCUCUGCACCCUGCAUCUGAAGAAAACCCCAGCCCUUAAGGCCGUCCUUAAGGACUACCUUGAGGACGAACACCGAGCCGCACUUUCCAUAAGGCGAGAUUGCACGAGGAGGUCAGUCGCACUUCCGUCACGGUGCAUGGAGACAGACCAAGGAGCUUGUAACGGGCUGUGGAUUGGGCCCGAGUCACAGUCACAGACCGAAACAUGGUCACCACGACAAAGUAAGAAAAUGCAACGAGCGGUCGGUCGGCAGGUAGCUUCCAGUUACCUUGAGGACUACAAAAAUCGGCAUCUGAUCAGGCAGGGUCUUUGGAGCCAGAGCUGCCACAGGCGGUUAAGCCCGCCCCGAAGAAUGAGCACCGGAGUAAUUGCUGGCGCCCGUGCACAGAAACUGUUGAAAAUUUGACGGUCUUUACAAACCGAUCUCCUGUACACAAAUCCUCGGGGAUGCCAAGCAGGUCUUUUUGCACGGGUUCUCAAAUUUGAACUGGUGAGCGGAUCGACUGGAUGCCACUGUGGAGACACAAGUUUGAUGAAA